Messenger RNA from Lacerta agilis (Sand lizard), 5311 nucleotides. RefSeq names its product intraflagellar transport 172 (gene IFT172). The transcript is spliced from 48 exons. Gene Ontology annotation, cellular component: ciliary basal body; intraciliary transport particle B; axoneme. NCBI's taxonomy places the organism in Eukaryota, Metazoa, Chordata, Lepidosauria, Squamata, Lacertidae. The record is from RefSeq and is a predicted model, not a curated record. Bases 1 to 5250 code for a protein of 1749 amino acids. Gene Ontology annotation, biological process: intraciliary transport. Gene Ontology annotation, molecular function: protein binding.
AUGCAGCUGCGCCACGUCCGGACCCUGCUCACCCCGCAGGAUGGGGCCGCCAAGGUCACGUGCAUGGCGUGGGCCCCCAACAACGCCAAGUUCGCCGUCUGCACCGUGGACCGCGUGGUCCUCCUCUACGACGAGCACGGCGAGCGGCGGGACAAGUUCUCCACCAAGCCCACCGACCCCAAGUAUGGCAGGAAGAGCUAUGUGGUGAAGGGCAUGGCAUUCUCCCCAGAUUCCACAAAGAUUGCUGUUGGGCAGACGGACAACAUAAUUUUUGUCUACAAGAUUGGGGAGGAAUGGGGGGACAAGAAGGUGAUCUGCAACAAAUUUAUUCAGACGAGCGCUGUGACAUGCUUGCUGUGGCCGGAGGAAAACACCAUUGUCUUUGGGCUUGUUGAGGGCAAGGUUCGCCUGGCCAACACCAAGACCAACAAAUCAUCCACCAUUUAUGGGACAGACUCCUACGUCGUCUCCUUGGCCUCCAACAUCUCAGGGAAGGGAAUCCUCUCUGGACAUGCAGAUGGAACCAUCGUGCGCUACUUCUUUGACGAUGAAGGCUCUGGGGAGUCACAGGGCAAGCUGGUGAUCCACCCCUGCCCCCCCUACGCCAUGGCCUGGGCCUCAAACAGCAUUGUGGCCGCCGGCUGCGACAAAAAGAUGGUGGCCUACGGGAAGGAGGGCCACGUCAUCCAGACCUUCGACUACAGCCGCGACUCAUCCGAGAAGGAGUUCACGGUGGCGGCAGCCAGCCCGGGGGGUCAGUCCGUGGUCAUCGGCAGCUUUGACAGGCUGAGGGUGCUGAACUGGAGCCCCCGCCGGAGUGCCUGGGAGGAAGCCAAGCCCAAAGAGAUCCCUCACCUCUACACCAUCACCGCCUUGGCCUGGAAGCGGGACGGCUCGCGGCUCUGCGCGGGCACCCUCUGCGGCGGAGUGGAGCAGUUUGACUGCUGCCUGCGCAGGAGCAUUUACAAAAACAAGUUUGAGAUGACCUACGUGGGGCCAAGCCAGGUGAUUGUGAAGAACCUCUCCACCGGGAUGCGGGUCGUGUUGAAAUCCCACUAUGGCUAUGAGAUUGACGAGGUGAAGAUCCUGGGGAAGGAGCGCUACCUUGUGGCCCACACCUCCGACACGCUUCUCCUAGGGGACCUCAGCUCCACCAAGCUCAGUGAGGUCGCCUGGCAGGGAUCUGGUGGGAAUGAAAAGUUUUUCUUUGACAACGAGAAUGUCUGCAUGAUAUUCAACGCAGGGGAGCUGACCCUGGUGGAGUACGGGAGCAAUGAGAUCCUGGGUUCCGUGCGCACCGAGUUUAUGAACCCCCAUCUCAUCAGUGUCCGCAUCAAUGAAAGGAGGCAGCAGGGAAUGGAGGAAAACAAGCGUCUGGCUUACCUGGUGGACAUCAAAACAAUAGCGACAGUGGACCUCGUGGGCAGCUACAAUAUUGGCACCGUCAGCCAUGACAGCAAGAUAGACUGGCUGGAGCUGAAUGAGACCGGGCACAAGUUGCUCUUUCGGGACAAGAAGAUGAAACUGCAUCUCUAUGACAUCGAAAGCGCCACCAAGACCACCAUCCUGAGCUACUGCUCCUACGUGCAGUGGGUCCCCGGGAGCGACGUGGUGGUGGCCCAGAACCGGAACAGCCUCUGCGUGUGGUACAACAUUGACACCCCCGAGCGAGUGACCAUGUUCCCCAUGAAGGGUGACAUCGUGGACCUGGAGAGGAGCAACGGCAAGACCGAGGUGAUAGUGACUGAGGGGGUCAACACCGUGUCCUACACCCUGGACGAAGGGCUGAUCGAGUUUGGCACCGCCAUUGACGACGGCGAUUACCACAGGGCUGUUGCCUUCCUGGAGACACUGGAGAUGUCUGCCGAGACGGAGGCCAUGUGGAAGACGCUGAGCCGCCUGGCUCUGGAGGCCAAGCAACUGCACAUUGCAGAGAGGUGUUUUGCUGCUCUGGGCCACGUCUCCAAGGCCCGCUUCCUCCACGAGACCAACGAGAUUGCUGACCAAGUGGCCAAGGAAUAUGGAGGGGACGGCACAGACUAUUACCAGGUGCGUGUCCGCCUGGCCAUGCUGGAGAAGAACUACAAGCUGGCGGAGAUGAUCUUCUUGGAGCAGAACGCUGUGGAGGAAGCCAUGGAGAUGUACCAGGAGCUCCACAUGUGGGACGAGUGCAUCUCGGUGGCCGAGGCCAAGGGCCACCCUGCGCUGGACAAGCUGCGCCAGGGCUACUAUGAGUGGCUGCUACAGACCCAGCAGGAGGAGCGGGCGGCGGAGGUGCAGGAGGGCCAGGGGGACCUGCAGGCGGCCAUCGGGCUCUACCUGAAAGCAGGGCUGCCAGCCAAGGCGGCGCGUCUGGCCACAGGCCGGGAGGAGCUGCUGGGCAACACCGACCUGGUCAACCGCAUCGCCACGGCCCUCAUCCGAGGGGACCUCUUUGAGCAGGCUGGGGAGCUCUUUGAGAAGAUCCGGAACCCCCAGAGGGCCCUGGAGUGCUACCGCAAGGGCAGUUCCUUCCUGAAAGCCGUGGAGCUGGCACGCUCCGUCUUCCCUGCCGAGGUGGUGAAGCUGGAGGAGGCCUGGGGGGACCACCUGGUGCAGCAGAAGCAGCUGGAUGCUGCCAUCAACCACUACAUUGAGGCCAGGUGUGCCAUCAAGGCCAUUGAGGCAGCCAUUGGUGCACGGCAGUGGAAGAAGGCCAUCUACAUCCUGGAGACGCAGGACAAGAAGACAGCCAGCAAGUAUUACCUCCGCGUCGCCCAGCACUAUGCCGCUCUGCAGGAGUAUGAGAUAGCGGAGGACCUGUACGUCAAGGGAGACCACAGCAAGGAGGCCAUUGACAUGUACACGCAGGCGGGGCGCUGGGAGCAGGCACACAAGCUGGCGUCCAAGUGCAUGCGGCCGGAGGACGUCUCUGUGCUGUACAUCACGCAGGCCCAGGAGAUGGAGCGCCAGGGCAAGUACAAAGAGGCCGAGAGGCUCUUCAUCACGGUGGACGAGCCGGACCUGGCUAUCACCAUGUACAAGAAGUGCAAGAUGUACGACGAGAUGAUCCGCUUGCUGGGCAAGUACCACAAGGACCUGCUCAGUGACACUCACCUCCACCUGGGCAAGGAGCUGGAAGCUGAGGGGCGCCUGCAGGAGGCGGAAUAUCACUACCUGGAGGCCAAGGACUGGAAGGCGAGCGUCAACAUGUACCGCGUCAACAGCAUGUGGGAUGAAGCCUACCGGGUGGCCAAGGCUCACGGUGGAGCAAACUCCCACAAGCACGUGGCCUUCUUGUGGGCGAAGAGCCUUGGCGGGGAGGCCGCUGUGAAGCUCCUCAACAAGUUUGGGCUCCUGGAAAUGGCCAUUGACCACGCGGCCGACAACAACAUGUUUGACUUUGCCUUUGAGCUGGCCAGGCUCUCCCUGAAGCAGAAGCUGCCAGAGAUCCACUUCAAAUAUGGCUCCUUCCUGGAGGACGAGGGCAAGUUUGAGGAGGCCGAAGUCCAGUUUGUGAAGGCCGGAAAGCCCAAGGAGGCCGUUCUGAUGUAUGCCCAUGCCCAGAACUGGGCGGCUGCUCAGCAAGUGGCCGAGGCGCACGACCCCGACAGUGUGGUCCUUGUGCUGGUGGGCCAGGCAGAUGCCGCCUUCAAGCAAAAGGAGUUCCAGAAGGCCGAGGCGCUGCUGCUGCGGGCUCAGCGCCUGGACCUGGCCGUGAAGCACUACAAGGAGGCUGCCAUGUGGAGCGACGCUCUGCGCGUUUGCAAGGAGUUCCUGCCAGGGGACCUGGAGGCGCUGCAGGAGGAGUAUGAGCAGGAAGUGGCCAAGAAGGGGCCCAGGGGCGUGGAGGGGAUCCUGGAGCAGGCGAGGGAGUGGGAGCAGGCAGGCGAGUUUGCCCGGGCCGUGGAUUGCUACCUGAAGGUGCGGGACCCCGGAAACAACCCCCUGAUGGAGAAGUGCUGGAUGAAGGCGGCUGAGCUGUCCAUCAAGUUCCUUGGCCAGCCGCGGAGCAUCGAGGUUAUGCGGCUGGUGGGGCCCCAGCUGGUCAGCAUUGGGAAGUUCAACGUGGCAGCCGAGCUUUACCUCAACCUGGACCUCAUCAAGGAAGCCAUAGAUGCCUUCAUGGAGGGAGAGGAGUGGAACAAGGCCAAGCGGGUGGCCAAGGAGCUGGACCCCAGGUACGAGGAGUACGUGGAUCAACACUACAAGGAGUAUCUCAAGGACCAGGGCAAGGUGGACUCGUUGGUGGGAGUUGAUGUCAUGGCUGCCCUAGACAUGUACGUGGAGAGGGAGCAGUGGGAGAAGUGCCUGGAAACAGCUGCCAAGCAGAACUACAAGGUGCUGCACAAGUACGUGGCCCUCUAUGCCACCCACCUCAUCCGCGAGGGCUGCUGGGACAAAGCUCUGAGCCUCUAUGUCCAGCAUGGCGCUCCCUCCAAUGCCCAGAACUUCAACAUUUACAAGCGGCUUUUUGUGGAGAUGGUGAACGUUCCUGGCAUGAACUGCGCAGAGGCCUAUCACAGCUGGGCAGACCUGCGCGAUGUCCUCUUCAACCUGUGUGAGAAUAUUGUGAAGUCCAGCGAAGCAAACACGCCGGCGCACGAGGAGUUUGAGACCAUGCUGGUGGUGGCGCAUUACUAUGCCACGCGGUCAGCAGCCCAGAGCAUCAAGCAGCUGGACACGGUGGCAGCCAAGCUCUCCAUCGCCCUCCUGCGCCACACAGAGCUCAUCCCCGCAGACAAGGCCUUCUACGAAGCCGGGUUGGCAGCCAAGGGUGUUGGGUGGGAGAACAUGGCCUUCAUCUUCCUGAACCACUUUCUGGACCUGACGGACGCAAUUGAGGAGGGCUCUCUGGACGCCCUGGACCACUCCGACUUCCAGAACACUGACAUCCCCUUUGAGGUGCCACUGCCUGCCAAGCAGCACGUCUCGGAGGAGCAGCGUGAGGAGACCCGCGACUGGGUCCUGACCGUCUCCAUGGACCAGCGGCUGGAGCAGGUCCUGCCCCGCGACGAGCGCGACACCUACGAGGCCUCUCUGGUGGCAGCCAGCACCGGCGUGCGCUCCCUGCCCUGCCUGAUCACAGGCUACCCUGUGCUGCGGAACAAGGUGGAAUUCAAGCGCCCUGGCAAAGAGGCCAACAAGGAGAGCUGGAACAAGUUCUUGAUGGCGGUCAAGAUGUCCCACAACCCCUCCUGCCAGGACGUGCUCAAGUUCAUCAACCAGUGGUGCGGGGGGCUGCCCGGCACCAACUUCUCCUUCCAGUGACGCAGCCAGGACCUGACACUGGAGCCUUCCUCCUUUCUUAUUAAAUGUUAUCGUUUCUACA